Exophiala viscosa is the source of this 1579-nucleotide messenger RNA. RefSeq lists its product as uncharacterized. Gene Ontology annotation, cellular component: mitochondrion; membrane; cytoplasm. The coding region runs from base 449 to 1282 and encodes 277 amino acids. The record is from RefSeq and is a predicted model, not a curated record. The transcript has 2 exons. Lineage: Eukaryota; Fungi; Ascomycota; Eurotiomycetes; Chaetothyriales; Herpotrichiellaceae.
CAGACAUGACAUGGCCGAAGCAGAAGACGCCACGAUCAAAUAGACGUUGACAAAUCCAAAUCACGUCCACAUCCUGAACAACUGUAUUCUUCUUUACUUCCUUAAACCUGUUUUUGUGCUGUAGAAGAUCCUCUCAGCUGCGCAGCGAUUUGAUUCUUGGGUUGUGUUGUGCCUGCAUGUGCUGAUCAUUUAGCUUACCUGGGGCCCGGAGCUACAAAUCUAGGGCGUUGGCAGGUGUCGGACCUGACUUUUACAGGGGCGAGGGCGCCUAAAUGUCCCGAACCAGAGAUGCCUAACUAAAAUGGCGUCAACUCGGGUUGGUGAGGGACCUGCAGCCGAUCACGGCGGUAACCUUGCAUUCCGACAUGCGGACUCAUGCCGCGUAUAUCUACGUGAGUGACUCUUCCUAAAAGAUGAGGUCGACAUUCUCCGCUAUGGCGGCUAUGCGAUGAUGAUAGCAUUGUACAGGGCACCGAUCAAGUUUGGUGCCAGAUCGCCAUGGCUACGGCUACCUAGAUCGCGACCUCAACACGGCCAGCGAAACACCAGCAAUUCCACGCCGGCCAAAGACUCAACAAACGCUGCAAAGCAGGACAAACUCCCACCCCAUACUCCAUAUGAAAUACCCGUGGAAGGGGCGAAGGCAGAACCAGUCGACAUUCCCAUCCAACUAUGGUAUCAUCGAUUGGGGCCGGUGUCGACGUUCUUCAGAUGGUUUCACCGCACACAGGAGAAGAGACCUCACGCCGUGCAAGUAAGCAUGACUUUGAUCACUUACUUGUGCGGUGACCUUUCAGCGCAAGAGAUUGGAGGGGAACCGUACGAUGGCAAGAGGACUUUACGAAUGCUCACAAUUGGAGCCAUUGCUUCUAUACCAGGGUACAAAUGGUUUCUCUUCUUGGGCAGGAACUUCAACUUCCAGUCCAAAGUCGCGUCCAUCGCUACGAAAGUCGCGGUCAACCAGGCCGUCUUCACGCCUAUCUUUAACAGCUACUUCUUCGGCAUGCAGGCUCUUCUAACAGGCGAAGGGCCCUCGGGAGUCAUUACACGAAUCAAAGCCACUGUCCCUACGAGCAUUGUCAACUCGCUGAAGUUGUGGCCUGCAGUCACGGCUUUCAGCUUCUGGGUUAUUCCGCACCAGUAUAGAUUCAUGUUCUCAGGCAUAUUUGCGGUCGCGUGGCAGACAUAUUUGAGUUUCUUGAACAGAAAAGAAGAGAAGAUCGAGUUGGCUACAGACUCAAUGCUCAGGCCGGUCAUUCCUGAGGGUAAAGUGGUGAAAUGAUGAGCCGGAUGAUUCAAAGCAAAGGACUGAAGAUCUGGGCUCUGCGACCGAGUAGGCACAUCGCGUGUGUCUCCUUCGGUCCUUGGACGACGCCUCACGGGAUUCACCCAGAAUACUCAAAAGGUCGUGGAAGGACUGCAAAUGGGCGCAGUUUGAGCUGCGACGAUGUACAGAUGAGCAUUCGCACAUAGAGGGCAUGGCUGCAGGAAUGGGGACGGAUUGCGAUAGAACCAUCUGCUCGAACCAGAAAGUCUACAACAUAGAGAUAUAGAAUGGAAAUGAUUGUGGAACUACAAA